Messenger RNA from Chenopodium quinoa (quinoa), 2832 nucleotides. RefSeq lists its product as uncharacterized. The coding region runs from base 723 to 2417 and encodes 564 amino acids. Gene Ontology annotation, biological process: meristem development; meristem maintenance. The record is from RefSeq and is a predicted model, not a curated record. The transcript is spliced from 5 exons. Lineage: Eukaryota; Viridiplantae; Streptophyta; Magnoliopsida; Caryophyllales; Amaranthaceae.
AACGCUGUCCGAGACAGCGUUUUAUGCCCUGUUUUUUUUUUUAAAUGAAACGCUGUCCGGGACAGCGUUUCAUGGCCAUAUAUCAGCAUGUUCACUUCAGCAGAAUGCGCAAGAACUUAACCUCAACGCUUUCCCUCCUCCCUCUCACACUAAACCACGACCGUACUCAAACACCCGCAUUGCCGCCGCCGCCCACCCUUGCGCCACCGCUGCUGCCGCCACCUUGCUGCUGCCCUCCUCCCUCUCACACUCACUCACUCAAUUUCGUGGUUAGCCCUAAACUGAAUUUAGUGUAAUUGCAUAGUUAUUGUGGUUAAUUAUUGUGAAUUGUAUGUAAUUGCUCUUACUUGUUGUUAAUUCAUGUCAAUUGCAUGUAAUUUUUGCUAAUUAUUAAUGAAAAUGUGGUACAUUGUUGAUAAUUAUUGAUGGUGAUGUGGUACAUUGUUAUUGAAAUUGUUCAUGACAUUGGUGAAGUUGAUGAUGGUGAAAAUGUUGAAGUUGUUAAUGGUUGAAAUUGGUGAGAAGAGAUGAAAUUGUUGAAAUUAUUGAAAUAGUUUAGGUUGAAAUUGUUGAAAUAAUUCAAAUUGUUCAUGAAAUUGUUGAAAUUGGUGAAGUUGUUGAAAGUGAAGUUGUUAUAGGUGAGAAGAGUCUUAUUUCAGUGUUGAUAAUUUACCUCGCUCUAGAUUUCGAUAAUCCUAAAAUGUGUUUUGGUUAUGUAGAAUAUGGCGUCACAAAAUGUAGUUUUGUUAUGCCGGUGGGGAGGAGAAAUUCUGUUUGAUGGACCCCGGGUCGAGUAUAGUGGGGGAAAUAUGGAACCACUAACACUAGAACCGAACAUGACUAUGAAUGAUUUGAUGAAUGAGGUUCAUAGUAGUAUUGGUUCAGACCCGAUGACCGUUGACGUACACAUUAAAAUGAGGUUUGAGACCGGCAAUGGGGUUCAAGUGUUACCGGUUUCUACGAAUAAGCAUGUGACAGCUCUAAGGAACGUUGUUGCAAUGAAGGGUGUUCCCACUGAAAUAUAUGUGGAAACGGUGCCUAUAUGUACCCAACAAAGUACUCGGCCAGAACAACAAUCUACACGUAUUUCUGGGUACAACACAGAGCCCUUUCAAGUGCCGUCACACGACAUUCCAUCAACUGAAUAUGGGAUGGGAUCUUUCAGUCGAAUGCUGCACGACGAUCCUGGGAUCAUUGCAGCAAUGACUGAUCCGAACGUUGGAUUUACCGAGCCGCGAGCCUAUCACAGAUUUUGUGUUCGCCACAUAGCUUCUAACUUGUAUCGCCAGCUGUGCAGAGCAUCCCACGUAGGUGCUAACGAGAUUGGAGGUCCCCUGAUUGUCCUCCAGUUCUGGGCUUGGGAGCAUAUCCAUGUAGGCAGACCAGGCAGACCUGCGAUACACCGUCGGGGGGAGCAGGACCAGGACGACCAGUACCAGGCGUACGAUGCUCCCCCGCUCCCUACACCGGAUGAGGCAUAUGGUUGCAGGUGGGUGGUACCCAGGCUGACACAUGCUCAUGCGGCGAGGGGUCUUCCGUAUUACCGAGACGCCCUAGACCGACUCACCGAGGACCAGGUGACAUGGGACCCGUAUGUACCUGACUUGGUAGAUGCCAUGCCUCCACAUCUGCUAGACCAUCAGGCGGAGUGGCGUGCUAGGGUCCCCCUGAUCUGUUUCGAGGUUGUGGAGAGUCACCUGCCCGACCGAGUCAUGAGGCAGUUUGGACUACGCCAGACUAUCCCACAGGGGUGUGACACUAGUGUACAGCUUCACGGCAUUGAUCGUCGGGGAAAGGGGGAGACCAGCUGGGCGCUGGAGCAUUGGCGUUUCCUUCAGCUAUGGGAGCAACGGUUGGAGUUCAUCGUUGGAGGUGAUCUAAUGCAGGGGGCUAUGGAUCCCGACGAUCCGUACAUGGUGUGGUACAGGCGUAUCACACGACGCUUCAUCAACCCCAGCUACGCACCACCAUCCACACAUUACCAUCCAGCAUAUGACAUCAUUAGCGGAUAUGCGGCGGAUAUGGUGGCGAUGGUUGAUGCGCUAUCAGUCUCCCUUGAGUGCGGACCCACUAGAGCCCAGGUCGAGCAGGUGCGAGAUAUGGGCGUCGCUACCUUACGGAGAUAUGGUCACGCUCAUCUCGCCCACCGGCGGGACGGUCAUGAUGGCAACUCACAGUUCGAUCUCGGCCAGAGCAGCGGUGGAUGUGAUCCUACGUCACCCAGACACGCAGAGGAUUACAACAUCCACAGUACUGCGCCCUCUGGUACCCAGGAGGACCCCUCGUCCAGUCAGCUGACUCCCCCACCGCCCCGAGACCCAUUCACCACCGUCACUCAUUACAGGCGGCGACGUGUCAGACGGAGGGCCGACACUCAGGAGGCAGGACCUUUACCCCGAAUAAAUGAGUCGGGCUAGUAUUAUCUGUUGUAUUCCCUGUUAUUUUGUGUAAUGAUGUACAUAACACUUAUGAAAUUAAUAUAAUAAAUCUUUUUUGAAUGACUCCGUGUGUGCUUUGAAGUUAAUUUGGUGGUUGGACUGUUGUUGGGCUGUUUCGAGUUUUCUGCAGUGCUUAAAGUUGACGGAACUCCCAGAAUAUGGUGGUGGUACGUGGUGGGGAGUGGCGGAGUUGGUGGUCGACGGUGGUGGGGUAGGGCUGUGGAGCUGGCUGUUGUGGUGGCUGUUGGAGGACUGCAGCAUGCAAGCUGUUUGCUGAAGCUUGUUUUCUGCCUGGAUGCUGGUUGCUGUUUCCAGCAGAAAAGCGCUGUCUGAGACAGCGCUUUAUGUUCAAGCAUAAAGCGCUGUCUGAGACAGCGUUUUAUGUUCAAGCAUA